Messenger RNA from Paramecium sonneborni, 658 nucleotides. The record is from the annotation of a GenBank genome assembly. NCBI's taxonomy places the organism in Eukaryota, Ciliophora, Oligohymenophorea, Peniculida, Parameciidae.
AUGCAAAUAAAUUUUAGAAAGUAAUAUACAAUUAGAAUUUAUAAAGGACAAUGAAAAAUAAUUAAAUAGAAGGAAAAGAUCAAAUAAUUUUUGUGAUAGAGAGUAUGUGGAAAUGUAAUAUCAUUCUUCAUAUUUAGUAUUAAAAAGAUUUACAAUAAGGAUACUCUUGAAGGAUUGUAUUUAGAUUCCAAUACAAUCUUUUUAAUUAAAAAGAUUCUAUAAUGUAUUAAAAUAUCUCUAUAUAUCUCUAUAUAUUAUUGAAUUGGAUUAUGGAGUUUUCAAUUUUGAGAUUGAGUAAGCAUAUUAUUUAUAAAGUUUGACUAUUGAAUAGCUUAAUGAAUCUGUGACCAACUAUUUUGCUUUUGAAUCAGAGAAUUCAAAAGCCUUACUGAAUUUAUGUAAUUUAUUAUAGAAUUUAAUAAAAAAUGAUAUUAAUCCAAUUUUCUGUAGUGAUGUAAAACAGAUGCUAAUACUCCUGGAGAGACGAUGGAGUGAGGGAGAAUAUGAUUGGAUGUUUGGAUCUUUACCUGAACGGUAUCUAUUCUUGCACGCAACACCACUUGGGAGGUAUGAGAGCUAUUUAUUGAAAAAUGAAAUUUUAUUUUAGAAUUUGAUAAAUGAAAUAAAGUUUUAUGAAAACGUUAAGAUGAUUUGUUGA